Musa acuminata AAA Group (dessert banana) is the source of this 1971-nucleotide messenger RNA. Its product is annotated as probable sphingolipid transporter spinster homolog 2. Lineage: Eukaryota; Viridiplantae; Streptophyta; Magnoliopsida; Zingiberales; Musaceae. Gene Ontology annotation, molecular function: transmembrane transporter activity. Gene Ontology annotation, cellular component: membrane. Bases 58 to 1698 code for a protein of 546 amino acids. The transcript is spliced from 16 exons. The record is from RefSeq and is a predicted model, not a curated record. Gene Ontology annotation, biological process: transmembrane transport.
CCCGUCGUAUUCAAGUCUUCGAUAGCAACGGGGACGGGGAGAAAUUUCUUCCUGUAGAUGGUUGAGGCGGUAUUCGAGGUGGCGGUCGCAGAAACCGACUCCGCUGGUCUUCCCUCUCCAUCUCCCCCUUCUCGUCUUCCUCCUCCGGCGAAGGCCGAGAUGGCGAUCGCCCUUCCUGAAGGUCCCGAUGGCAACCCUAUCCCCGGUUCCGACCCCAAUCCUUCGUGGUUCACGCCCAAGAGAUUGCUUGUGAUAUUUUGCAUAAUCAACAUGUUGAAUUAUGUGGAUCGGGGUGCAAUAGCAAGUAAUGGUGUAAAUGGUAGUCGCAAGACCUGCACAGAUAGUGGCACAUGCACUUCGGGUACCGGAAUUCAAGGAGACUUCAACCUGAAUUACUUUGAAGAUGGUGUACUUUCAUCAGCAUUCAUGGUUGGGCUACUAGUGGCUUCCCCAAUAUUUGCAUCCUUAGCAAAGAGCCACAAUCCUUUUAGGUUAAUUGGAGUAGGGCUGUUAGUUUGGACUAUUGCUACUGCUGGUUGUGGUUGUGCAUUUGAUUUCUGGUCAAUUACGAUAUGCCGCAUGUUGGUUGGUGUUGGUGAGGCUUCUUUCAUUAGUCUUGCAGCUCCAUUUAUAGAUGACAAUGCACCUGUUUCUCAGAAAACAGCAUGGCUUGCAGUCUUCUACAUGUGUAUACCUACAGGCAUUGCCAUUGGCUAUGUAUAUGGUGGGCUGGUUGGUAACCAUCUUCAUUGGCGUGCUGCAUUCUGGGGGGAGUCAAUCUUGAUGCUUCCAUUUGCUAUUUUAGGCUUCAUUAUAAAGCCUCUGCAGCUGAAAGGUUUUACAGCAUCUCUAUCAGAAAAAGCAGAGACUAGUGAUGAAAUAAUUGUCCAAGAUGGUGAUGAACAUAAUGCCAAAAGUGAGUUGCAAGCUACUGAUGAGGAUGUGUCUGCAAAAGCACCACAUAGAUUCUCCUCGAUUGUGAGUCAAGUUUCAAGGUUUUGGAAAGAUAUGAAAGUGCUUCUGUUAGAGAAGGUUUAUGUCAUAAAUGUUCUAGGUUAUAUUGCAUACAAUUUUGUUAUUGGAGCUUAUUCCUACUGGGGUCCGAAAGCUGGUUAUGAUAUCUACCAUAUGAGCAAUGCUGACUUGAUGUUUGGAGGAAUCACAAUUGUUUGUGGGAUUGUUGGAACUCUAGCUGGUGGAUUUGUUCUUGAUCUCAUGGAUUCUACAAUCUCAAAUGCUUUUAAGCUUCUUUCUGGUGCAACCUUUCUGGGGGCUAUUUUUUGUUUUAGUGCUUUUUGCUUCAGAAGCCUCUAUGGUUUUAUACCUUUCUUUGCGGUUGGAGAAAUUCUUGUCUUUGCUACACAGGGUCCAGUAAAUUAUAUAUGCCUUCACUGUGUCAAACCUAGCUUGAGGCCACUAUCAAUGGCUAUGUCUACUGUCUCUAUUCACAUAUUUGGGGAUGUUCCAUCCUCACCCCUGGUUGGCGUUCUGCAGGACUACAUCAACAACUGGAGAGAAAGUGCUCUCAUACUGACAUCAAUCCUGUUUGUUGCGGCAGCAAUAUGGUUUAUAGGUAUCUUUCUUAAAAGCGUAGACCGCUUUAAUGAAGAUAGCGAACAAGGUGUUCCAUCUGUUGAGCGGUCAAAUCGGAGGCCACUACUUGAUGUUAAUGUCGAGACAUCAGAAGAGUCCUCCUAAGACUCAAAAAAGUGUUGGGCAAAUUGCUCUACAGCUUGUUGCUUUGGACGGGUAUACAGACGAAGGCAUUUCUGUUCUCAAUCAGUGUGGAGAUAAAAUCACUCUAUCUCUUAUUAUCAUUUUCCUUAAGUGUUUGUUACAUCUGUGUAUAUCAUUACUUUAAUUCCACACAGGCGGUUUAUUUGUGUAGAUAUUUCUUCCACAAGGUUUUUACAGUUUGUUGAUCACACUGAUAUAGUGCAAUCCAAGGAUCAAAAGUGGGCUUUCACUCGA